AUGUCCACGAAAACACGUCCAGGAAUCCCUGCAGCCAAGGAUGCAGAGGAGCAAGUUGACAGCGCAAGCGAAGUGUACGAUGAGGAGGGGGAGGAAGAGGGUUCUGAAGAAGAGCAAGAAACCGGGCCGGUUGAACAGUUGCCACCUCAGGCUGAAGAGGGCGUAGAGGAGGAAGAUGAAGACGAGGAUGAAGAGGUGUUGAGUGAUGAUGAGGAUGAGAGCCUCGACGACGGCGAUGUCGCCUCUGUAGAGGAGGAGGAGCCGCAACAGCUUGGGCAGAAACGAGCUCGCCAGCAGCAGCAGGGAGAAGGAGAAGCAGACAAUCUUGAACAGGAAGAGUCAGAAGAAGGCACUGACCCGGAUGAUGAAGUGGAGGAGGUUGACCCGGAUGAGGACGAGGAGGUAGAGGACGAUGUCGAGGCUCAGGGCACUGAAGAUGUCGACGAUGAUGAAUUAGAGAACGCUGAGGAUGAGGAGGCGGAAGAGGGGGAGCCGGAUCCGAAAAGAGCUCGCGUUUGA
Molecule: messenger RNA, 519 nt
Organism: Eimeria necatrix
Lineage: Eukaryota; Apicomplexa; Conoidasida; Eucoccidiorida; Eimeriidae
Exons: 2
Coding region: 1-519 (172 amino acids)
Source: RefSeq, a predicted model, not a curated record